UUUGGGUAUAAAAAUCUUUGGGUAAUUUUGUUCCUUACGAUAAUUAAUUUAAUUAUUUUAUUAGAAAAUAUUCAAUAAUUUUGUUAAAAAAAUGUUAUCAAUUUCUUUGCUGGUUCACUAUUUUUACUAUUUGAUUGGAUUUUUAUCCAUAAUUCCAUUACUAAUAUGGAUUUAUAUUGAAUUAAAAGAAUAUCAAAUAAAACAACGUUGUAAAAGACAAAAUCUUCCGUAUGUACGUUUGCCGGCAUGGAAUUUUACCGUAUUAUUUGGUUAUGGACAACGUUUUGAUUUGUUUAUAACCAAAGCAAUCAAUGAACAUGGUAAAAUAUUUGGUUUUAAUAUGUUUAAUCGUAUGACAAUUUCGAUUGCCGACCCGGAAUUAGUACAGAUUGUUUGUAAUCGUGAAUUUACUAAAUUUCCAAAUCAUCGUAGCAUGGUAACCAAUGAUCCAAUUUGGGAUAAUUUUCUAUUCGUAUUGAAUGAUGAAGAUUGGAAACGUUUACGAGCAAUUGUAUCACCAACAUUUAGUACGGGAAAAUUACGUAAAGUAAAACCAACAUUGGAUGAAAAUAUUCAAUUAAUGUGUAAACAUUUGAAUAAAAUGAUUGAAAAUGAUCCCUAUGUUAAUAUGAAAGAAGUUGUCGGUGGAUUUACAAUGGAUAGUAUCGUACAGAUAUCGAUGGGUAUAAAAAUUGAUUCAUUACAAGAUCCAAACAACCCGAUAAUUCAAAAUGCUCGAAAACUGUUUGGACAAGAUAUUUCUUUUAUGGAUCUGACUAUAUUUGCAUUAGCUUCGGCAUUUCCAAACCUAUUGAAAAUGAUCGGUUUGAAAAUACAACCAGAUGCAUUAAAUUAUCUGGCAAAUAUUUCCAAGGAAAUAAUCAAGAAAAAACGUGAACAAAUGAAAACUCGAAAUGAAACACAAAAAGCUAAUAAUUUUAUUGAAUUAAUAUUGGAAGUUGAACAAGAACAGAAACAAAUUUUGGAACAAAGUGGUAAACCAUUUAAACAUAUUAACAAUGAUGAAUUGAUUGCACAAUGUGUUACAUUUUUUACGGCCGGUUUUGAUACAACAACAUCAGCUAUAUUAUAUGCUGUUUAUUUAUUUGCUUCAAAUCCAGAUAAACAGGAAAAAAUUUAUAAAUCAAUAAUAGAAACAUUGGAAAAAUUAGCCAAAGAAAGAGAUGAUGGUUGUUUGGAUCCAUAUGAAUUGAUAACAUUUGAAUCAUUGAAUCAAUUUGAAUAUUUUAAUGCUGCUCUGAAUGAAUCAAUGCGUUUAUUAACAAUUGUAUUUUCUAUUGAUCGAAUGGCAACUGAAGAUGUACAUCUUGAAACAAGUGAUAAAAAAAUAUCGUUCAAUGUUCGUAAAGGUGAUAUAAUCCGUAUACCGGUAAUCGAUUUACAUAAUGAUCCGGAUAAUUUUUAUGAACCAAAAAAAUUCAUUCCCGAACGUUUCCUGCCGGAAAAUCAAUCGAAUCCGGAUAAACAAUUUAAUAAAUCAGCAUUUCUACCAUUCGGUAGUGGACCAAGAAAAUGUAUAGCAACAACAUUAGCAUUAUUUGAAGCUAAAAUGAUGCUCAUACAUUUUAUUCGUUUAUAUCGUUUAAGUUUAUGUUCAAAAACUAAAUUAGAUUUUCAUGUUAUUAUUGAUUCACUUAUACCAAAAGAUAUUAUCUUAAAAGUUGAUAAACGUUGAUUAAUAUUAAUAAUGAUGACAUUUGUUCAAUUUUUCAAUGUUUAUAACACAGUCAAAAAGAAAAGAAAAAAAUAUCAAUUUUAUCAUUUUUAAUGAAAUAAAAAUCAUUCAUGAAUGGAUGAUCAGUUUCAUUCAAUAAUCAAAAAAA
Molecule: messenger RNA, 1844 nt
Organism: Dermatophagoides pteronyssinus (European house dust mite)
Lineage: Eukaryota; Metazoa; Arthropoda; Arachnida; Sarcoptiformes; Pyroglyphidae
Molecular function (GO): steroid hydroxylase activity; iron ion binding; oxidoreductase activity, acting on paired donors, with incorporation or reduction of molecular oxygen
Source: RefSeq, a predicted model, not a curated record